AUGGGAAGACUAAUUCUAGAAUAUUUAGAUGGAAAUAGGAUCUACGUGUGUAAAAAAUGUAGAAUUCACUUAACAAAUUUUUAAAAUAGAAUAUCAAAAAAUUUCAAAGGAGGCACAGGACAAGCCUAUUUAUUUGACUUAGGAAUAAAUUAUCAUGUGGGAUUGCCAGUUGACAAAGACCUUUUAACUGGUAAACACACAGUUCAAGACCUUAUGUGUAAUGGUUGCUGUGAAAUAAUUGGAUGGAAAUAUAUAAAAGCGUUUAGGGAGUCUGAGAAAUAUAAAGAAGGAAAAAUAAUAAUUGAGAAAUAUUUUAUUGAAAAAAUCAAAUGGAAAUGA
Molecule: messenger RNA, 339 nt
Organism: Paramecium tetraurelia
Lineage: Eukaryota; Ciliophora; Oligohymenophorea; Peniculida; Parameciidae
Exons: 4
Source: RefSeq, a predicted model, not a curated record